Molecule: messenger RNA, 7140 nt
Organism: Lymnaea stagnalis (great pond snail)
Lineage: Eukaryota; Metazoa; Mollusca; Gastropoda; Lymnaeidae
Source: the annotation of a GenBank genome assembly
GCGUAGCUAGUUACAAAAUGGCGACGUGACACAAUAAAUGUUGAUUUCUGUUAGUUAGUACUUUAUUAACACAGAACUAUUAGUAAAAUGAAAGAAAUAUUGUCGAAGCAAAAUUGAAAACAAAUAAAAUAUGAAAUAGGGCUUAAGUGUCUUAAAAAUAUAUAGACUACCUAUAUUGAAAAGUGCUAUUAUUUCUAUUCUAUUUAUAAAUAAAAUAAGUUGAGGAAGUUUAGUUUAGUCUUAAACUUAAACUUAGUCUUAAUAGGCCUAAAAGAUACAAAUUACAAUGAAUAUGAAUGAUGAAUUUUUGGUCUUGAAAAGCUUGAAUUGAACUUGGUAUCUCAUAAAAACUCCCUUACAUCCCCAUCAGGAUCACUUACCCAUAAUUAGUGUCAUAAAAUAAUAGCUAAUACUAAUAUACAGUAGUAGGCCCAUAAACUAUAAAAUAUAGGCAGGCAUUAAAGUUAAAGUAAAGAAUAAGGAGUUGAAGAAAAUGGAACAAAUAACACAGGAUGAAUUAGAUUUAGAGGAGCCAAAUGAAAGCACUAAUAGGCAUUUGGCUGGAGAUAGUUAUCACCAUGACCAUGUCCAUCUGGAUGAAGAAGCAACUCAUUUGCAAAAUGAAGUCAUUACCCUCAACAAAAUAAAAUAUGAUGAUACAGAAGCUGACAUCAACUAUCAAGAUGAUCCAAUCAAACUACAAUCAGAACCAUAUCAUCUUGUACUUGAUGAAAAUGACAUUAAUAAUAAAUAUAUUGAUGAAAAGUUGGAAGACAUGGCUAGCUUUACAAGUUCUGCUGCUAGCAAAGAAGUAGGAACACAAGAACUGAAAUCUCCCACAAGCAAUAAGUAUGGAAUUGAUGCAGGCAAGUUAAAAAAUAUUUAACUUGUAUUUUUCUUUGCCUAGACCAGAUAUUUAGUGAUGAAGACAUCUAAUGUAAUAUAGCAACCUAUGUCUUUGUAUCAUGUUAUCCAUUUUGGCCAGUGGUUGGAGGUAGUAGUACAAGUAGUAAGUAGGGAAAGUACCCAGGCACUUAAUAUCUCACUAAGCAGAAUACUUAUCAAAAAGCAUAUGAAUCCUAAAGUUUUAAAAUUAAAACCAUAUCAUUUACUUAAUUGUUAAUUUCUCACUUCAAACACCACUUCUUCCGAAUCAAAUAUUUUCUGAAGCCACCUUAGACUAGGCCUGAAAUUAUUUCUAUGUAUUGGGUAUGGAUAGAGAUGUACCUCAAAGCAUUUCAUUUUAAAACACAUGGAUAAGCUGAAGUGUUAUUUAAAAUUGAUUUCUUUUAGCUGACCUGAAGUUCCACAAAUAUUCUAAAAACUUACGAUAAUAUUCAUUUUGCUUUUGUGUUCAACUAUGAAAUUCAACAAAUUAUAAAAAUACAAAAAUAAUUUCUUCUAACCUGAUUACAUUUAAUGAUUUUAUAUAAAAUGAGAUCUCUUAGUAAUUAAAAUUCAAUGGAUGCUGUUUAAAAUAUCUAUUAAAUAUCAUAUUAAAAAUUUAUUCCCAAAUCAAUUGUCCACUAAAGGCAAAAGGGAUGUUCCUGAUAUUACAAGAGAAGAUGAAAGAAAACAAUAUAAUGAAUUCAAAAGCGAUUUACCAGCAACAAAAAGUUACAAGGACAGUGGUAAAUUAACUGCAACUCCCACAGAAAAUAAUGGACCUCAGUCAGUGCUCACUGCUAUCCCUAGAGGUCAAGCUAAAGUCCAGCAAAUAGUUUCAUCUAUCACUCAAGCUAAGAAAAGAAUGGAUGAGCACCCAAUAGUCAAGCCAGCACUUCAUCGAAUACCACCAAAGUUGGUGCGACAGGCAACUGCUAACAAUCAUUCCCCUAGGUAGGUUAAAAUUAUCUAUAAAUUUGGAAUUAUUAAGAGUAGUGUAUCCAAUAACAAUUAACUUUUCUUGUAUACAUUUACAUUUAAUGUCCCUGAUUCUACUGUAUAAACUUUAAAAAAUUUAACAGUGUUUUUAUAUGUCAUUAAAGGCAACAAAAGUCUUACAUGCUGUAGUACUAAAACAAUUAACAAAAAUCAGAAGCUAACUAAAUCAAUUACUGCACAGUUGAUAAUGAUUGCUACUAGAGCCACACUGCUGUUUUUACCUGUUUCAAUUCAUUAGUGCUAGAAAUUUGAAGGGGGAUAGUUAAAACAUCCAAAAGGUUAGCUGGAAACUUGCUUGUUUGUAGAAAAAUUCACCACACCAAUUAUUUAAACUUAAUAUUUAUUUCAGUAAUAGUUCAUAGAAAGUUUAGAUGGUUAGAUUAGUUUUGCCUUUCUCAUAAUGAUGCAGCUAAUCCCAGUUUAAUGUAUUUGGGUGGCAUGGCUGAGCAGUUGAGCUACUUUCUUGAGAGACAAUUUGGAAAUAGAACAUUUUAUGUUUUAAAAAAAGGAAAUUAAAAAAUUACCAUUAAUCAGAUGCAUUCUUAACAAUAAUUAAACAUUUUAAAAUACUGUUACUCAUUUUUCUAUUAUUAUAUUAUUCAGCAUACAUCCAUUUUUAUCCUUGUUAAGUUAAACAUAUUCCUUUCUACAGAUCUUCCAUGGCUAAAGGACCCAGCCUUUAUUACGAAGAACCUAGAAGGCCUUUGAAGGUUAUUUCAUGGGAUGAAGCUACCAAUACUAGGCCCCCAUUGAGAAUUGACAUGGAAGGUCCAGGACCUUGGUCUUAUUCACCUACUAAUAAACCACUUAAUGAGUCAAAUGCUCCUGCUUAUACAUUUGGAUCAAAAUGUUACCCAGAGAAAGGUUUGUGUUUGCAAUGGCAUGAUCUCAAGCUUUAUUUGUUUUCAUGAUUGCUUCCUGAUUUUAUAGGGAUAUGUAUGCAAUGUAUUUUUACAAUCCAUUUAUCUUGUGAUUAAUCCUAUAGUCCUAGUGUUUUUGUUCAUCUUCAUUUUGUUUGUACAAAUAUUUAGUAUUUCUUACCAUGGUAUUUGUUGGUACUGGGUUGCAAUAAUAACAUUGUUUCUCUUGAAAAAGUGUUAGUGAAUUUGAAUCAACCAGGGCCUUUCCAGGCGAUGGGUUAAUUGGGAAUUGACUGGAAUAGACUGGUUAUACCAGUAAGGCAACUAUUUAAUAAAAAAAGUUGAAUUUAGAAUGACCAAUUAAUUUAUAUAUUUUUUAUGAAAACUUGUAAGAGUAAAGUUUUCUUUUUAGCCUGAUGCUAAACUGACAAAAAAGAAAAAGAAAAGCCGUCUCAAAAAAAAUAUAAACAAAAUAAUGAAUCAAUAUAAUUCUCUAGGUAUGAAAGAGUGUAUGGUAUAAUGGUGAGUUCAGUAGCAUGCUAAAUAAAAUUAUUGUUAACUGCGCUAAAUGAGAUUCUUAAAAAUAUCGCAGGUGCCUUGGGUGUGUAAUAUUUUCUCUAGUUUUAUGGAAAUAGUCUCAAUUUAAAUAUUGUGUAAUAAAUCAAGCUUCAACUUCAACAUACCUUCUUCUGCUAUUUCAUGUAAUAAAUCUGCAGUGUAAAAAGUGAUAGGGACAUUAAAAUGUUAAAAUAGUUCAGGGGCGUGAAAUAAAGUGGGUAGUUGCUUACGGGGGGGAAGGGGGCGUUUGGUCAAGCACUAAUUGGGAUUUUUAUUAAGUGCAUUACUUCUUUGUUACUAGGGUGCGUGUUUUGUCAAGACACUUUAGUAUAUGGGAAAUUCACACAUUGCUGCCACCAUUGUUUUGAUGGGCUGUCACUAGUAAUUUGAUAAUUUGAGUUUAAAAUUUAAUUUUGCCCAUGUGAUUCUACAUUUAAAAACUUGUUAUGGCUAAGAUUAGUUGAAAAUAUUUUGAUGUUAAAAAAUUGAAAACUAUUUAAUUUUCCUGAAAAUUUCAGUGGGUGGAGCAAGAACCUCUUGGGCCAAGUCAUGGUUUCAGUCCAACCACUCAUGGCAUAUCAAGGCAGAUUUCCACAGAGAAGGACAUGUUAGUAUUAUAUUUUGUUUGAAAAUCUCUAAAGUAAUAUGGUACAUUCCUAAUUUAAGUCCAUGAAAAGCAACAAUAAAUAUAAGAAUAAACACCACACAUAAAUGGAUAUAGUAUAGGUGUACAAAACUGCAAGCUUCAGUCUUACACAAUGGACUCUUCAAUGUGCCCUUUUAAAUGAAAUUUAUUUUUAAUUGCUGCAUUCCCACCAAAAGAGAAGGUACAAUAUGAAAUCUUAAAAUAGCUGAUUCAAUGAAUUGUGAAAAUGAUUCUUGUACAUUAUUGGAACAUUGAAAGUAAAUGUUUAAAAAAAAAAUCUAUUUAGAUAAUUUUACAAAUUCUUAUAAAGGCUACAAGGUAUGGUUUAGAUUGAAUGAAGAUGAAAAAAAAAAUUAUCUUGGAUAAAAGCUUUUAUCAGUGGACAGAAUGUUUGAAUAGAUAAGGAUAAAACAAGUAAAAACGAUGAUAGAGAAAUAAUCUAAACAGGAUAGAGUUAUCCCACUCAGAUAGGUUUACACCAUGAAAAAUAGCUAAAUAUUUUAUCACUAGACUUAAAUAUUUAACAUGUUCCCAGUGGCCAACACCGAAUCAGUACCACAAAGGUUCUCUAAUGGGACCAAGACAAAGGACUAUGCCUGAAGCCCCAGCAUUCACAUUUGGUCAUAAAUUUCAGCUCUCAAGUCCGAGAUCAGGUUUGUUUAGGCUAAAAAUUAAGUUGUCAGUAACAAAAGCUUAAGUUAACCAUAUAAUUCUGGCAAGGAGUAAAGCGUGCAGCACUUGACAGUAAUAUGAUGCCAUGCUAAAAAAAAAAGACCUUUAAUAAUACAGUGCUUUUGAAACCUUUAGUUGUAACAGACCAGAAUGAAUUUAUACACAAUUCAGAAGAAUAAGUGACUCGAUAAAUGAUUCUUGAAUUUUCUUUUUUCAUUAACAUUUUCAAAUUCAGCAUGAAAUCUAAUGGACAAGCUCUGGUCCUCAGACCAUCAUUUUGAGAAGCACUGCUUUAAAUUAUCUAUUGAAUAUUGCCAAUGGUUUGUUGAAUUUUUUGUUUGGGCUAUUGAACUUUUCCAAAGUAAGUUUUCAUAAAUUAUUAUCCAGGUCAUGUUGACCCAUCUCCAAGCGAUUACCAAAGAGAAAUGGCCGAUAGACUGGUGCUGAAAACUGGGCCUUCCUUUACGCAUCAGUUUAGAAGAGAUGGAACUAUUUUGUGGGGAUCUUGUGGUUAGUUGGUUAAUAUAGUGUCCACUUGGUUACUGUCUUUGGCUUAUGAUAAGCCCUGUUAAAAAAUGUUUGUUUUUAAGCAUGCCAAAGGACCCAUGCCUAGAUUGCUACUGGAUCAGAAUGAUGAUGAUGCUCCUUUUAAAUCUUAAAUAAAAUCCUUUCUUUGAUAAAAAUCAGUUUUUUUACUGUUUACAAACUCUUCAAGUAGUUUCUAAUUUACUAAACAUGUUUUUAUUUUGAAUUUAUUGAUAUAGUAAUUCUGUUUAAUGUCAUAAAUUUUAACAUAUGCAUAAAUUAUUUUUUCAAGUUGUUUUAAUAAAAAAAAUUGAAAGCUGAAAAAUAUAUUUUUGGCCACUCCUUUUUGUGUAGAGCCCAGUCCAGGCCCUGCAGCAUACUACCCUACGAUCAGACCUCGUACACAAAAUCCAGCAUACACUAUUCAAGGGAUCCGGAGAGAGAAGUCUCAAAUGCUUGGUCCUUUCUCUACCAUAUAGGUGAAUGUGGUAAAUUCCAAUAGAGAUGAACCACUCUACCUAAUGAAUGAAUACAUCACUGAAAGUGUAUUUUUUUGUUGAUUUGUUUAUUUAACAAGACUCUCCAACUUACUUCUGCCAGUGGCAGUCACUCGUUUCUCUGGUUGUUUGCCAUAGUAAAUAAACUAUUUAUUUUGUGGUGCACAUAUUUCAUUUUGCAGAUGUAAUAGUGUCAUAAUUUAUUUAACCGGGACUAUAAGUCACACAUAAAUAUUAUGUUACCAUUGGCUUUAAAUAUAUGAACAGGAAGGAACAUAAUGUUAUUUAUCAGAUUACUCAGAUUACAAAUGACAGUUUUAUUUCUUUAAGAUUCCAUACACGCCAAGAGAUAAAACAUAUUAUAUACAUAACAGGAAUGGUAAAAAUAGACAACAAGACAACAGUCUCCAAUGCUUUCAAAAUCUGUUAAAUUUUCUUAUAUUGUCAAUCUAUUACUUCAUUAUUUUGUGUUUUUAAAAAGAAGAAAUUACUGUAAUGUAAUUUUAACUUUCUAUGACUACCGGUAUUCAAAGCGGUCGAACAUAGUCAACUUUACUUAAAAGAAAACAUGAACAAUGAGAAUUUUGAUGUCCUUAAUUGGUCGUUUUUUUUAUAUACCAGUAAAUAGAAUAUAUACUCUGCAUGACAUAACAUGCUUGAGUUGGAUUGAUUAGAAUAAACCCACUAACACAUUUGUCAAUAAGUGAAUCAAGAUACAUCAACUGUCUCUGUUGAAUUUUUUAUGUGAUAUUGCCUUUUUACCACUUCUUUCACAAUAUGCACCAGUGUAUUCAUUUAUUAUCUUAAAAAAUCAGAUUACUUUCAAUGAUUGAAUGCCCAGCUUAUCAUACAUUUUCCAAUAUUUUUUUUAAAAAUUAAGUGAUUAGAAUGCCUUAAAAAAAUCAUUAUAUUUAAUUAUGGUCUGCUUGGAUAACAUUGAUACAAUACAUUUGCUAACAGUAAUUCACUUCUUUCAUGAAUCUUUGCCAUUUUUGUCAGUUAAACAAAAAUGAGACAUUAUUAUUUUAAGUUUAUCCAUUAAUAAGGCCUAACCAUUAAAUUAACAGAUUUUGAAGUAUAGUGAUUUAUGAAAAUCAAAGUUAUGGAGCUUUAUAUAACACAGUACUUCUGAAUUUGUUAAAACAAGUCUUAAAAGCAAUGAGUCUUAUUUAAAAUUCAGUAGUUAUAUAUGAAUAUAAUUUUAUUUUGAUGAUAUAAUUUCAUAAAUUGUAAUUUUUUUUUUAAAAAUCCUCAGAUUGACUUUAUGUUUAAAUAACUACAUUAUUUUUUUAAAGUGACACCUGGAAAUUUUUUGUAUAUAAGAUACUACUUUUUUGCAUAAGUUUUAAACUGUUUCUUUUUUUUAUUCACAGGUUGGAUUUUGUUUUUUACAAAUUGUAUUCCAUUUUAUGCAUAGUACAAAGGGUAACGCUCAUAUUUGCUCAACACUAAAAGUAUUAUUGUUUUUUAUGACAUUUGACUGUGAUAUUUUUUAAAA